AGUCACUUGCAACUCACCUCGCCGCGCAUCCUCAUCCUCGCCGACGCCAUGGCUCGUGCCUUGCGCAGUGGUUCUCAGCUCAUGCCAGUGGCCGUGGCCGCCACAGUGGCUGCAGCUGGCUGGGCGUUCGUGGCCCCACCACGAAGUGUGGCCACCAGGGAAGUGAACAGGAGCCCAGUAGCUCCCAGAGCACCCACCGACACCACCGCUGCCUCCGGCGCCCGUCUCGGUGGCGCUUCCGUCCUCCUCACCGCCGCCGGCCUCGCGGCAGCGGUGGGUCUCGCACGGGCGCGGCCAGCCAUGCGAGCCGGUGAGGAGAAGGAGAUGGAGAAGAAGCCCUUCGACGUCUGGGAGCCCUCGACCUAUGGUAACAUCUCCAUGGAUGACGUGAAGAAGUACGGCACUGCAGGGACUUUGUCGUACGUCAUCACCGAGCUGCUCUUCUGGGCCAUUGCCUUCCCCACGGAGUGCAUCGUUUACCUCAACACCGCAGGACAUUGGCCCGACUUCAGCAAGCCGGAGGAAAGUGCCGCUGUCUUCGGCCUGGUCUUCGCCGCGUCCAACAUCGCCCGGCUCUUGCUGCCACUGCGCUUCGGGGCAGCACUGGCCAUGGCGCCUUGGGUGGACGAGAACAUCAUGCAAAAGUUCUUUAAACAGGAGGCCCAGGAGGCCAAGGAGGGCGCCUAAUGUCCGAGUUGCAAUCUUCGGGCCGAACUGCGGCAAGGUCCGCAGUGCGAGGCUUGGGAGUCUUCCACGAGCCUGACGUUUGACCGUGAUUUGACAUAAGAAGCAGUCACCA
Durusdinium trenchii is the source of this 799-nucleotide messenger RNA. Lineage: Eukaryota; Dinophyceae; Suessiales; Symbiodiniaceae. The record is from the annotation of a GenBank genome assembly.